AUGGGAGACUCAGAGAUGUACGAUGAUGAUGCCGAGUCGACGUCUUCGUACUCUCCGACUUAUGCGAGCUAUGGGGGAGCGAGAUGGGGAGGGAGGUUCUCGCCGCCGCCGUCGCCGAAGAAGGCGGAGCCGAUAUUGGAGUAUCAGUUGAAGUUUGAGGAGGGAUUCUCAGGGCAGGGAAGGAAACAGAUCGACCUCGUCUUCGUCCUUGACUGCACCGGAUCCAUGCAGAAGUACAUCAAUGCGACCCGUGAUCACGUCGUCGGGAUCUGCGAUAUGAUCCGCGGAGAAGAGGGACUAGGUGGGCAGGACGAUCUUCGAGUAGCGGUCGUCAACUAUCGAGAUCAUCCUCCUCAAGAUCACUCAUACGUGUACAAGACCCACCCGUUCUCUUCGGACAUUCCGGCGGUGCAGCAAUAUCUGAAAGGGUUGACUGCGUGUGGAGGAGGUGACGGACCUGAAGCGGUUACGGCUGGGAUGGCUGCGUGCCUGACUGACUUGACGUGGCGGAGAGAAGCGGCCAAGAUGGUCGUGCUGAUAGCGGAUGCGCCGCCGCAUGGAAUCGGAGAAUCUGGAGAUCAGAUCAAAGGUGGUGAUCCAGACGGUCACGACCCGCUCGUCGUAGCUCGGACAAUGGCUGCGAACGGUAUCACUCUGUUCAUGGUCGCAUGCGAAGAGACCCUUUCGGGGUACAGCCGCGCCGUGGACUUUUUCCAAGCUCUCUGCAACAUGACCUCAGGCGUCAUGCUGCCGCUCAUGACGGCUGAUAUGCUCGCCAUGACGAUUGUCGGGAGUGUGCUCGAGAAUAUGGACAUGGAGAGGUUGAUAGGGGAAAUCGGAACGCAGGUGGCUCAGCGGAUCAGGGAGAAGGGCGAGACUAUGCAGAGCGUGGAAGAGGUCGCUCAGGAAUUACACGAGCGUCUACUCCUCCGGAACGAGCAGACAAAGCAGGUCCACCUUCCAGAAGUGUACAUUCCGUCCGAUAAUGCCAAGAAGAACGUUCAGACCUGGAUGAGCUCCGCACUCAUCUCGGAUGCUUCGCCCAAUAUUCUCUAUGUGGCUGGAAAACGCCUCACCGAGUCCUUCCGGAAACAGAACCGCGAGACCGGUUUCGCCUACACGCCCGGUGGCCGGCUUCCUCCCCGACGUCUCAUGUCCCCUGGCACUACGGUUCCGUCCGAAGCGCCCCCAACACCCCUCUCGCCCGGAAACCGUAAUCCAACUUCCCCAUCCCGCGGCGUAACCUCCUCCCCCGGCCGGAAGAUCAUCGGCGACUUCAAGGCGUUUGGCGGUGGCUCUGCAAGCGGGAUAGGCGGUAGUCCGAAAUCGCUGAGCGUGUUUGGAGCGCCACUUCUCAAGACUGGACCGGGAGGGGGGAUGUUUGGGGCGCCGGCGCCGAUCAAUGGGGGGAUGAGGGGGAGGGCGGAGGUGGAUGAUGAGGAUGAAGAGGAGGAGGAGGGUGGGGCGUUCAGAAAGGAUGCGAUCAGUCUGGAUCAGGCAAGGCGAAUCGCCACGCAAUCGAUCUUCCGGGCUGGACGACUGGGAUAA
Molecule: messenger RNA, 1548 nt
Organism: Dioszegia hungarica
Lineage: Eukaryota; Fungi; Basidiomycota; Tremellomycetes; Tremellales; Bulleribasidiaceae
Exons: 13
Coding region: 1-1548 (515 amino acids)
Biological process (GO): peptidyl-threonine phosphorylation
Cellular component (GO): cytoplasm
Molecular function (GO): protein serine/threonine kinase activity
Source: RefSeq, a predicted model, not a curated record